CUGUCGGACAACAUGUUUCUGACCAACUAAAACCUUUGAAUUUAAUUGGUUGACUAGUGUACACAACUAGCUAGCAGAGCACAAUAAAGCAGCAGGUUGUAGAGUGUGAGAAGCAAACCUUAAUACUCUGUUUCCAGCUUCUUCUUAAUCUUGUCUUGAGCUUUUGUUUUUUCAGCUUCUUUGAUUUGCUCGAAAGAUCGCAUCAUGGCGAGAAAAUACGAAGGACAUGCAGUGGGAAUAGACCUUGGAACAACAUACUCUUGUGUUGCAGUGUGGCAGGAGCUCCAGAAUAGAGUGGAGAUUAUUCACAAUGACCAAGGAAACAGAAUCACACAUUCUGUUGUUGCUUUUACUGAUCAUCAAAGGUUGAUUGGUGAUGCUGCUAAGGAUCAAGCUGAUACUAACCCAGAAAACACUCUCUUUGAUGUAAAAAGGUUAAUUGGUAGGAAGUUUAACGAUGACGUAGUUCAAAAAGAUAUGAAGUUGUGGCCAUUCAAGGUAAUUGCCGGUGUGAAUGACAAACCCAUGAUUACUAUUAAGUACAAGGGUCAAGAGAAACACUUUUGUGCUGAGGAAAUAUCAUCUAUGAUCCUCACAAAGAUGCGAGAAGUUGCAGAGGCAUAUCUAAGGUCACCCGUCAAGAAUGUUGUUGUUACUGUGCCAGCUUACUUCAAUGAUUCUCAGCGCAAAGCCACCAUAGAUGCUGGUGUCAUUGCUGGCCUUAAUGUCAUCAAAAUAAUCAAUGAACCUACUGCUGCAGCUAUUGCAUAUGGUCUUGGCAAGAGAAGUGAAUCUAAUGGUAAACGAAAUAUUUUUGUUUUUGACCUUGGUGGUGGAACUUUUGAUGUGUCUCUCCUCACGAUUCAAGGUGAUGUUUUUGAAGUAAAAGCCACGGCAGGAAACACUCACUUAGGAGGAGAAGACUUUGAUAACAGAAUGGUGUACUACUUUGUUGAGGAGUUUAAAAAGAAAAAUAAAGUGGACAUUAGUGGGGACCCAAGAGCCUUAAGGAGGUUAAGAACUGCUUGCGAGAGGGCAAAAAGGACUUUGUCUGUUGCUUUUGUCACCACUAUUGAAGUAGCUUGUUUAUUUCAGGGAAUUGACUUCUCUUCAUCAAUCACUCGUGCCAAGUUUGAGGAAAUUAAUAUGGACAUUUUUAAUGAGUGUAUGAAAAUUGUUGAGAGUUGUCUCAGUGAUUCAGUGAUAUACAAGAGUGAUAUUGAUGAUGUUGUUCUUGUGGGUGGCUCUUCUAGGAUUCCCAAAGUGCAGGAUCUAUUGCAAGACUUUUUCAAGGGAAAGGAUUUGUGCAAGAGCAUCAACCCGGAAGAGGCUGUUGCUUAUGGUGCUGCUGUUCAAGCUGCUAUUUUGAGUAAUGGAUUUAAGAAUGUCCCAAACUUGGUGUUGCGCGAUGUUACCCCAUUGUCACUUGGUAUUGGAGUAUAUACGGAAGAAAUCAUGGAUGUGGUGAUUCCUAGGAACACUUUUUUACCUGUCAUGAAGACAAAAGGAUUUGUUACUGCUAUAGAUAACCAUUGCAGUGUCUUGAUUAAGGUUUAUGAGGGUGAGAGAGCUAAAGCUAGUGAUAAUAACUUGCUUGGUUUGUUUAUUCUUUCUUGUCUUCCAGGUGCUCCUCGUGGUCAGCCUUUGGAGGUAUGUUUUGCUAUCGAUGAAAAUGGUGUCCUAACUGUUUCUGCUAAGGAAAUAUCUACAGGCAGUAUGAACAUGAUCACCAUAACCAAUGACAAAGAAAGGUUGUCGACGUUCGAAAUUAAUAAAAUGAUUGAAGAGGCUGAAAGAUACCAUGUGGAAGAUAUGAAACUUCUAAAGAAGACCAAGGUAAUGAAUGAAUUGGACUAUUGUAUUUACAAUUUGAAUAAUGCUUUAGUUAAGAAAGAUGUUUAUCGAAAGCUUUCCCGUCAAGAAAGUGAGAAGAUCAACAAUGCAAUUACUUUGGCCACAAUUGAUAAGAAUAAUAAACAGAAAGAUAUUGAUGUUCUUGAGGGUCAUCUCAAGGAGCUGGAGAGGAUGUUGAAACACCUUAUAGUCAAGUGAUGUCUUGCUUAAUGUAAUCAUUUAAAUUGAUUAUGUGCAAUAGUAUUCAAGUUUAUGGGAAAAAAACAAAAAUGUUUGCAUUUAAAAUGUUGUUGUGAAAAUACUAUUUUGCUACA
Cicer arietinum (chickpea) is the source of this 2168-nucleotide messenger RNA. RefSeq names its product heat shock cognate 70 kDa protein-like. Gene Ontology annotation, molecular function: ATP binding; ATP-dependent protein folding chaperone. NCBI's taxonomy places the organism in Eukaryota, Viridiplantae, Streptophyta, Magnoliopsida, Fabales, Fabaceae. The record is from RefSeq and is a predicted model, not a curated record.